This is a messenger RNA of Salvelinus namaycush (lake trout), 2062 nucleotides long. RefSeq names its product peroxisome proliferator-activated receptor gamma (gene pparg). The record is from RefSeq and is a predicted model, not a curated record. The transcript has 9 exons. Gene Ontology annotation, molecular function: zinc ion binding; nuclear receptor activity; RNA polymerase II cis-regulatory region sequence-specific DNA binding. Gene Ontology annotation, cellular component: nucleus. Lineage: Eukaryota; Metazoa; Chordata; Actinopteri; Salmoniformes; Salmonidae. The coding region runs from base 136 to 1818 and encodes 560 amino acids. Gene Ontology annotation, biological process: positive regulation of transcription by RNA polymerase II; hormone-mediated signaling pathway; cell differentiation.
GCAUGGUAUUUAACCCACGGAGAGGAGGGGGAUCAAUUGCACUGCCUGUCAACACGUUGGCAAGCGUAGGACAACUUUCAUUUAAAACAUUAGUGUAUGUCUAUUAUUGGGGAAAUUAAUACAAGUGUAUAGGACAUGAAUAUGAUGUGUAGCAAUUUUAACAAGCAAAGUCCUCGCUGUGUAACAGACAUGGUGGAUACCCAGCUCCUCGCAUGGCCAAUGGGCAUCAGUCUGACCCCUGUACACCUGGAGGAGCUUGAUGACAGUUCUCACUCUCUGGAUAUGAAACCAUUCACCACCCUGGAUUACACUAGCCUGGACUACGAACACGGACCCACCAUCUCCAGCUACAGACCCACCCAGGUCCACCACUACCAAGCAAGCCACAGUCCCAGACCCACCCAGGCCCACCAAUACCAAGCCAGCAACAGCCCCAGACCCACCCAGGCCCACCACUACCAAGCCAGCCACAGUUGUAUAAAGCUGGAGCCAGAGUCUCCUCCCCAGCACUCAGACAGCAGUCCUCUCUACUCCAAGCUACAGGACGACACCACCGCUUCCCUACUCAACAUAGAGUGUCGAGUCUGCGGAGACAAAGCUUCUGGCUUCCACUACGGAGUCCAUGCCUGUGAAGGCUGCAAGGGGUUCUUCCGUCGGACCAUCCGGUUGAAGCUGGUUUAUGACCACUGUGACCUGCACUGUCGCAUCCACAAGAAGAGCCGCAACAAGUGUCAGUACUGUCGCUUUCAGAAGUGCCUGGUGGUGGGCAUGUCUCACAAUGCCAUUCGUUUUGGACGGAUGCCCCAGGCUGAGAAGGAGAAGCUCCUAGCUGAGUUCUCCACUGACAUGGACAUCAUGCACCCUGAGGCUGCCGACCUGAGGAGCCUGGCCAAGCUGCUGCUGGAGUCCUAUCUCAAAUACUUCCCCCUCACUAAGGCCAAGGCCAGGGCCAUCCUGUCUGGAAAGACUGGGGAUAACGCGCCGUUUGUAAUCCAUGACAUGAAGUCUCUUCAGGAAGGAGAGAGGUUUAUCAACUGCAGGCAGAUGCCCAUACAUGUUGUCCAGGAGACCAGCACUGAUGCUGGGCCUGAGGCUGGGACUGGGACUGGAGCUGGCUGUGGUCUAGGUGGAUGUCUGGCAGUGAGUGAAGGCCUGGCUGUAGGUGGAGGUCUAGGUGGAGGUGUUGGUCUGGUCCAGGAGCCCACUGACGAGGUGCAGCUCAGGUUCUUCUACAGCUGUCAGUCGCGCUCCGCCGAGGCCGUCCGAGAGGUCACAGAGUUCGCUAAGAGCAUCCCUGGCUUCGUGGGAUUGGACCUGAAUGAUCAGGUGACUCUGCUGAAGUACGGUGUCAUUGAGGUGCUCAUCAUCAUGUGGGCUCCGCUCAUGAACAAAGAUGGUACACUGAUCUCCUAUGGACAGAUUUUCAUGACGAGAGAGUUCCUGAAGAGCCUGAGGAAACCCUUCUGUGAUAUGAUGGAACCCAAGUUUGAGUUCUCUGUUAAGUUCAACACCCUGGAGCUGUAUGACAGUGAUAUGGCACUCUUCCUCGCCGUCAUCAUCCUCAGUGGAGAUCGUCCAGGCCUGCUGAAUGUGAAGCCCAUUGAGGAGCUACAGGAAACAGUCCUCCACUCUCUGGAGCUCCAACUGAAACUCAACCACCCAGACUCCCUGCAGCUCUUCGCCAAGGUUCUGCAGAAGAUGACAGACCUGAGGCAGAUAGUAACAGACCACGUGCACCUAAUCCAGCUACUGAAGAAGACUGAAGUGGACAUGUGUCUCCACCCACUGCUGCAGGAGAUCAUGAGAGACCUCUACUAGUAGGGUCAAUAUGAAAUGGCACCCUAUUCCCUAUAUAGUGCACUACUUUUACGCACUAUAUGAAAUAGUUUUUCAUCCAAGGUAACGGAAAAACACCGGUUCAAAACCGCAUAUGGAUGUGUUAGUCCUAUUGAUGCCACUGAUGAGGCAUAUUGGGGCGGCAGGUCGCCCAGGGGUUAGAGCAGGUAGCCUAGGGGUUAGAGCAGGUAGCCCAGGGGUUAGAGCAGGUAGCCCAGGGGUUAGA